AUGUCUCUUGAGAAGCUUGUAUCCAAUAGUUUAGUAAUUGCAUCAAAAUGUAAUGACAAGGUUCACUGUGUACAGGACGAUGAAAUUAACAGUGUACUAGGUUUGAAGUGGUCUAAGGACAGUGAUGUUUUUUCUUAUUGUGGUCUAGACCUGGAUUUCCCUUUGGAAUUAGCAUGUACCAAGAGGACAGUAUUAAGUUUAAUAGCUAAGAUUUUUGAUCCAUGUGGAUUUAUCAGCCCAUUUACCAUGUAUGCUAAGAUACUUUUCCAAGAUAUUUGGAAGUCAGGUGUGUCCUGGGAUGACAAGUUGUCACAAGAUUUAGAAGUAAGAUUUGAAAAAUGGAGUAGAGUAGCACCAAUCAAGAAAUUAACCCUGCCUAAGCUAGAACUGUUGGGAGCAUUGCUUUGUGCCAGAUUGGUGGUGUUUGUGAAGAAGGCUCUGUAUCUUAAGAUUAAGACCCAAGUGACGUGUUGGACUGAUUCCACUAUUGCAUUGGGAUGGAUAAGGAAUGAUCCAAGUUUAAAGGAUGUAUAUGUCAACAACAGAGUUAGAGAGAUUCAGCACCUGACACCUCCAAGUAACUGGUAUCAUUGCAAGGGGACAGAAAAUCCUGCCGACUUGAUAACCCGAGGGUUACUAGCAGAGAGCCUUCUUGGAAAUGAUCUGUGGUUUAGCGGUCCUAAGUAUUUGUCUGACCCCACAUUUAGAGUCCAGGAAAGAGAUGCUUUAACUGCCAGCAUUAACACUGUGAAUGUUGUACUUGAGAAUAAUUUAGCAUGUUUAGCUGUUCAGACUAGGACACCCAUUUUUGACCUUGAGAGAUAUAAUGAUCUUGCUAAGUCACUAAGAAUUGUUGGGUAUGUUUUGAGAUUCAUAAAUAAUUGUAAAAGUAAAAGGUUGGGAUGUGAGUUGGAAACUUGUAGAUUUACAACUGAAGAACUAGAGUUUGCCGAAUUAAAAUUAAUCUAUGUAGAGCAGAGACAAGCCUUCCCAGAUGAAAUCAAAGCCAUAUCCAGUGAGCGGUCUCUUCCUAAGCAUUCCAAGCUAAGCAAAUUAAACCCAUUUCUUGAUCAAGAGGGUAUUCUAAGAAUCAAGGGUAGAUUACAAUUUUCUAGUCUGGGUUAUAACUCAAAACAUCCCAUCAUUCUUCCUAAGGGUCACUUUUCUAAGUUGUUAGUACAAUUUCAACAUAAGUUCAUGAAGCAUGCAGGUGUAAACAGCAUUGUGUCAUCAUUAAGAACUAGUUUUUGGGUGAUUGGGUUAAGAAGAAUGGCAAAGACGGUGGUUAGAGAGUGUUUGAGUUGUCGGAGGCACGACAGCCGUCCUUGCAGUCAACCUGUUGCCCCUUUACCUGACCUGCGAGUCAACCCUGCACCUCCGUUUGCAGUUACAGGUUUAGAUUUCACUGGCCCUUUAUUUAGUGCUGAUCAUCCAGGGAAAAAAUUGUAUGUGUUACUUUUUACCUGUGCUGUUAUUAGAGCUGUACAUCUAGAACUCACAGAGUCCAUGUCAUUGGUCGAUUGUAUGCGGGCCAUAAGGAGAUUUGUUGCUCGUAGAGGGAUUCCUAAUGUUUUCUAUUCCGACAAUGCAAAAACAUUUGUUGCAGCCUCCACAGAAGUACAGAAGGUGUUUGGUCAUCUAGCCCCAAGGUGGAAGUUUAAUGUACCAAGGUCCCCAUGGUGGGGCGGGUGGUUUGAGAGGCUCAUUGGUUCAGUCAAGCUAGCUUUAAGGAAGUCUUUGGGAGUUAAGUAUGUAAGCCAGUCUGAGUUAGAAACAAUUCUUAUAGAAAUUGAGUCGUGCAUUAACUCUCGACCAUUGACCUUUGUGAGUGAUGACCCAGAUUUUGAUCAUUAUCUAACUCCAUCACACUUUAUUCUUGGUAGGAACAGCACAUGUACACCUUCUGAUGUUGAUGAAUCCCCUAUUAUAAGCCCUGAAGACUUGUACAUUAGAAAGAAUAUAAGAAAUCAGAGGUUGGAACAUUUUUGGAAGGUGUGGAGAGAAAAUUAUAUAGCUAAUUUGCCCCCUGUAGUAAAAGGUUUCAACCAGAAAUGUAAAGUGGAUGUUGGUAGUGUUGUACUCAUUAGAGGAGACAAUGUACCCAGACAACGGUGGCCCAUGGGUGUGAUUGUUAAUGUGUAUCCCGGUAGAGACGGUGUGAUUCGCAGUGUUGAUGUUAAGACAGGAAAAGGCAUUUUCAACCGGACUAUUCAAACCCUGCAUGAUUUAGAGAUAAAUCCUCAUUUAGACACUGAUGUGAUAACUCCUCAACCAGUACUUCAUGAUCAGGCAGUACAAGAUGAUGUAACUUCAAGUGUAGCUAAUGAUGACUCUGUACAAGAUUGUGAUCCUGAGGAGGAGGAGGAGGAGGAGGAGGUAGCUGUUUAUACUUCAAGGGGUCGGCUCGUUAAAAGGCCUCACAGAUUAGAUUUAUAA
Messenger RNA from Scylla paramamosain (green mud crab), 2436 nucleotides. RefSeq lists its product as uncharacterized. Gene Ontology annotation, molecular function: nucleic acid binding. Lineage: Eukaryota; Metazoa; Arthropoda; Malacostraca; Decapoda; Portunidae. Bases 1 to 2436 code for a protein of 811 amino acids. Gene Ontology annotation, biological process: DNA integration. The transcript is spliced from 2 exons. The record is from RefSeq and is a predicted model, not a curated record.